Messenger RNA from Sporothrix schenckii 1099-18, 1470 nucleotides. Its product is annotated as lysine 2,3-aminomutase. The coding region runs from base 1 to 1470 and encodes 489 amino acids. NCBI's taxonomy places the organism in Eukaryota, Fungi, Ascomycota, Sordariomycetes, Ophiostomatales, Ophiostomataceae. Gene Ontology annotation, molecular function: iron-sulfur cluster binding; catalytic activity. The transcript is spliced from 3 exons. The record is from RefSeq and is a predicted model, not a curated record.
AUGGCUGCACCCGUGAAGAGCAUCACGAUCGCACGUACUGUUGCCACACUGCCUCCUCGCAUGGCACCCAUGGUACCCGCUGCGGCUGCUCAGCAGACCCAGAACGAGGACAAGGACACACCCAUUGUUCAGGAGGCCGGCAUGGGUCCCGUCGAUGCCACGCCCUCUCGGGACCAGUUCUGGCGCAAGAUUCCCGUCUGGAAGGACGUGUCUACGGACGAGUUCCUCUCGUACAAGUGGGGAAUCAAGAACACGGUCCAGGGUGAGCUCAAGCUCGCUCGCUUCCUCGAGCAGGUGCUCCCCGACGAGAUCCCCAUGACCGACGUGGCCAAUGGCGACUCUGGCAAGCUCGUUCAGACCCGCGACGCGCUCGUCACGGACGUCGUCGACGGCAUCAAGACCGCGACCAUGUCGACGCGCAUGACGCCUUACAUUCUCAGCCGCAUCAACUGGGCCGAUCCGCGCAAUGACCCCGUGUUCCGUCAGUUCAUUCCCGUCAAAUCCCACAUGCUGCCUGACCACCCCAAGCUGGCGCUGGACUCGCUGCACGAGCAUGCCGACUCGCCCGUGAGCGGCCUCGUUCAUCGUUACAACGACAAGGCUCUGUUCCUGCCCACGUCGGUCUGCCCGACUUACUGCAUGUUCUGCACGCGCUCCUAUGCCGUGGGAGCCGACACGGACUCGGUGAAGAAGGCGUCCAUGAAGCCCACCAAGACUCGCUGGGAAGAGGCUCUUGCUUAUGUUGAGCGUACCCCUCAGCUUCAAGACAUUGUCGUCUCCGGCGGCGAUGCCUACUAUCUGCAGCCCGAGCAGCUGGCCUACAUCGGCCAGCGCCUGAUUGCCAUGCCCAACAUCAAGCGCUUCCGCUUCGCGUCCAAGGGCUUGGCCGUCGCCCCAGCGCGCAUCCUGGACGACCAAGACUCUUGGUUCCAGGCUCUCAAGUUUGUGGCCGACGAGGCCCGCAAGGCCGGCAAGGCCAUGGCGCUGCACACCCACUUCAACCACCCACACGAGAUCUCCUGGGUGUCCGAGCUGGCGGCCCGCCGCCUCUUUGAAUCCGGCAUCAUGGUCCGCAACCAGACCGUUCUUAUGCGCGGCGUCAACGACGACACGGCCACCAUGUCGGCGCUGAUCCGCAACCUCGCCGACAACAACAUUUUCCCCUACUAUGUCUACCAGUGUGACAUGGUCGAGAAGGUUGAGCACCUCCGCACGCCGCUCCAGACCAUCCUGGAUCUCGAGGCUCAGAUCCGCGGUUCCAUUGCGGGCUUCAUGAUGCCCCAGUUUGUCGUUGACCUGCCCGGCGGCGGUGGCAAGCGUCUGGCGUGCUCGCACCUCUCGUACGACCGCACCACCGGCGUGUCGCGCUUCAUGGCCCCUGCCGUGACGGGCCGGGACAAGGAAAACAAAGUCUACGAGUACUACGACCCCGUGGACGCGGUUGUUGCGCCCAACGCUGGUGAUCAGUGA